AUGGCCGCAUUGACCGUCAUUCUGAACGAGAUCCUCUCAAUUUUCUUCACCAUCAGCUCCGUGGUCAGCCUUCGAGAAGUCAGCGGCGAACAUAUUAUCAAUAUUGCGGAGAGGAUUGAAUCCGACCUGGCCGUCUGGCGUGCCACUUACCUCGACCAGAUCCUAACACAGCGGUUCUUUCCGGAUGUAACUGGAAGUCUUGAACUCGCCUACAUCACGGCCAGAAUAAUGCUUCUCCGAGGCAUCUUUCCUAAACUCUAUCGGAGGAAUUUCCCUAUGGAUCGUUAUGUCGAGCGGGCGGUAGAAAUUACUACCCACGCGAUAGCUCUAGUCGAAACCCUCCAGAUCAACAGAUUGAGUGCUUUUUGGUGGUCAUGUUCGGGAUUCAAUCUUGCUCUCGCAGGCACAUUUAUGGCUAGUCUUAAACGCCUAUCCCCCAACUCGGAGCGCGCCACGUACUGGGCCAGCCGGCUGAAAUAUUACCGGACGCUCCUCUCCGCGCACGGCGUCAGUUUCUGGCCCGCCAAGUUCGCUGCCAUGGCGCUGGCCGGUAUGGCCAAGAGCCUGACCAAAGCGACAGAAGCCGGGGCCCGAGCAGGCAUCGAGGCGGCAUCAUCGUCGACCGGAGCUACAGAAGAUACAACCCCGAGCCAUAUCGAUGCGUUUACCAGCCCGUUGACAACUUCAAGCGGUGUCUCAUACGACUUUUUCCCGCAUAGUCUUACCGAACUCAACGGGCCGGAUUUCUACCUCGAUUUGUGGGGGGAAGGUGAUGGGUUUCAAUGGGAGCCAGAUCCUGUCUCCGAUGCGACGACCACGGUGACCAGAUGA
Cladophialophora psammophila CBS 110553 is the source of this 831-nucleotide messenger RNA. RefSeq lists its product as uncharacterized. The transcript has 3 exons. Lineage: Eukaryota; Fungi; Ascomycota; Eurotiomycetes; Chaetothyriales; Herpotrichiellaceae. The record is from RefSeq and is a predicted model, not a curated record. Bases 1 to 831 code for a protein of 276 amino acids.